Messenger RNA from Habropoda laboriosa, 3243 nucleotides. Its product is annotated as structural maintenance of chromosomes protein 1A-like. The coding region runs from base 1 to 3243 and encodes 1080 amino acids. The record is from RefSeq and is a predicted model, not a curated record. Gene Ontology annotation, cellular component: cohesin complex; nucleus; chromosome. Gene Ontology annotation, molecular function: DNA binding; protein binding; ATP binding. Gene Ontology annotation, biological process: sister chromatid cohesion. The transcript has 20 exons. Lineage: Eukaryota; Metazoa; Arthropoda; Insecta; Hymenoptera; Apidae.
AUGUACGUACAAAUGGAACGUAUUAUAAUUUUUAACUUCAAAUCAUUCCGAGGAAAAGUAGUUAUUGGCCCUAUUAAACCAUUCACAGGAAUUAUUGGUGCCAAUGGAUCAGGAAAAUCAAAUGUAAUGGAUGCAAUUAGCUUUGUAAUGGGUGAAAAAGCUACAAGAUUACGUGUAGUCAUAGCAGAGUAUUACAUGUCUGAAUUGGGAAAGCUUAAUCUUAAUAUAAAGGCUAAAAAUUUUUUAAUAUUUCAAGGAGCUAUUGAUUCAACAGUAAUGAAAACACCAAAAGAAUAUACUCAUAUGUUUGAAGAAAUUAGUAACUCAAUUGAACUAAAAGAACCAUAUGAAAGGUUGAAAAACGAAAUUUUUGAAGCACAAAAUGAAACUCAAUAUUUGUAUAAAAGUAAAAAAGAUCUUCUUCUAAAGAAAAGAGAUGCUUUAUCAGAAAAAAAAGAAGCAGAUAAAUAUACAGAGAUUUACAAUCAACAUAAUACAGAACAAGAGCUUGUAAAAGUGGAAAAUGAUUUAAAAAAGAAAGAAACAAAGUUUACACAAAUUGUAGAAAAAGCUUUAUAUUGGGAGCAAAAGAUCAAUUCCACGAAUUUAUUGUUGUUGGAAGCACGCAAAUCACAUAAUUCACAUAUAAAAACGAUAAAAGAAUUAGAAAGUGAAUUAAUACAAGUAGAAAAUAUAAGAACUGUAUUCGAAGAAAAUGCGACAACCCAGAUAUUAUCUCAGGGCAGCAGCAUUGCACUUAAUGAUACACAAGAUAGUAUAUGGAGAGAUAAUGUAGAAGAGUAUUUUCAUUUGAAAGAAAUAGUUGGAAUCCAGUCCUACGAGAACGUACAAGCUUGUAAUUCCCUCAAACGUGAACAAAGUGUAAAUCAAAAUAAACUCGAUAACGAAAAUAGGAAAAAAUUUGAAUUCGAAGCUAAAUUACAACAGAAGAAUAUUUUAAAAGAUGAAACAGAAAAAUGUUUCAGAAAGAUUCAACAAUGCAUAAAUGAAAUCGAAGGUACAUUAACCGAUAAAAUAAACACAAAGAGUAAUUUAGAAAAUCUAAUUGCUAAACAAAGAGAAGAUACGAAAACUGUCCAACAAGAAUUGCAAAAUGUGUGCGAGCAGCUUGACAACGCAAAAAUAAAUAAAUUUACAGCCUUACGUUUCACUAAAGAAACAGAAACGUUGAAUACUUUGCAAGGCCUUUUUUCUGGCGUGUAUGGUCGUUUAUACACUUUAUGCAAGCCCGUUCAUUCUCGAUAUCAAGUUGCUAUGACUAAAGUUUUUGGAAAAUAUUGCAAUUCCAUCAUUGUAUCUACGAGCAGAGUAGCAGUCCAAUGUAUCCAUUAUUUAAAGGAGCAACAAAUAGGAAUUGAAACAUUUUUACCAUUGGAAGGUUUGAAAACAAAACCAUUAAAGGAAGAACUACGCGGAAUUACAAAAUUACAAGAUGUAAAACUUUUAUACGAUGUACUUCAAUUUGCACCUACAGAAAUUCAUAAUGCCAUUGUAUUUGUGUGCAAAGAUACUCUUAUUUGUGAAACUGCGGAAGAUGCAAGAAUUUUUGCAUACGAGCUCGAUCCCCAUUACAGAUAUAAUUGCAUUGCGUUAGACGGAACUUAUUACAGAAAGGAUGGUAUAAUUUCUGGAGGACAAGCUGAAUUAUUACAGAAAGCUAAAAUAUGGGACAAUCAAAAUUUAAUCGACUUAAAGUCGAGAAAGAUAACGCUAAGGGAAAAAUUAAACGAAAAGCUUACAAUUUCUCAAACUGAAUCUGAAAUAAAUACAUUGGAUAUACAAAUCCAUGCUCUCACAAACAGAUUAAAUUAUUGUAGGCUUGAUCUAAGCGAUUCUGCAAGUAAAAGCAAAAUAGUUACUCUCCACAAUGAAAUACAAAUUAUUCAAAAGGAAUUAACAUUAGUACAGAAUAAUGUAACAGCAAUUAAUGAAAUUAUGGAAGAGAAAAAUCAAGAUAUUCGAAGCGUAGAAGAAUCUAUUAUAAAUAUUCAACAAAAUUGUAUUUUUUCGUAUUCCACGUUUAGUAAUGGUAUACUUUUCGACAGAUUACAUCAGGAACAAACAAUCAAAACUCUAGAGUUAGAAGAGCAAUAUUCUCGUAUUAAAAAUUUAUUGGAUUUCGAAAUGAGUCGAGAUACAGAAAGUUCAGUUUUUAAGAUGGAAAAAAAUAUAAAAACAGCUAAGGAUGAAUUAGAAAAAGUACGUCAAAAAGAAGUUUUGUAUAAAAAUGAUACUGAGUAUGUGUUAAACAAGUUGAACAAUUUAAAGACUGUGUAUAAUGAAGCCAAAAUUAACGUGACUAAACAAACAGAAGAUAUCAAUGAAUGUAGAUGUAAAAUUGGUGUUAUCGCAAAAUCAAUAAUAAAUGCUCAAAAAGAAUUCGUAAUAAUUACAGCAAGAAUUGAAAAGAAGAAAACAAAAUGUUGUGAUAUCCUGAGAAGUAUGAAGAUGGAAAAUAUUAUUAUUCCACUACUAACUAAUGAUGUCAUAAAUAUUCAUGAAGAUGUACAAACAUCUAGUACAUAUUAUACAAGUACAAACACUGAAGAACUGCAUGAUAUAGAAAUUCUUUCUCGCAUAGAUUUUAGUAUGUUAUCUGAAGACAUUAAAAUUAGAGUAGAGGAAGAGAUAGAAAAUUCAAGAAGUAAACUCGCCAAUGAACAUCUUAAAUUUGUAAUAGAGAAUCUAAACAAAGUAAGUUUUGAAUACCAAGAAGCACAUAAGAAAGUACGUACAAUUAAGAAACAAUUUGAAAUAGUGAAACAAGAAAGAUAUAAUAGAUUUGUAUCUUGCUUAGAGCACAUUACUGAAGAAUUAGAUACCAUUUAUAAGUGUUUAGUAAGAGAUGAUUCAGCCCAUGCUAUUCUUUUACCAGAGAACCAUGAAGAACCAUAUUUAGGUGGUCUAAAUUAUAGUUGUAUAAUGCCAGGAAAACGAUUUCAAUUGUUCUUAAAUCUUUCUGGAGGAGAGAAAACACUUGCUGCUCUUGCUUUCUUAUUUUCUAUUCAUAGUUUUAGACCAGCACCAUUUUUUGUAUUGGAUGAAAUUGAUGCAGCUUUAGAUACUAUAAAUUUGAGAAAUGUUGUACAUUUUGUACUUUCUAAGAAAAGAGAGAUGCAAUUUAUUAUAAUAUCUUUAAAACAAGAGCUGUGUUCACAUGCUGAUGCUCUUAUUGGAAUUUGCUGUGAUUUUAGUAAUAAAAAAUCACAGGCAAAAAUUUGA